Molecule: messenger RNA, 3637 nt
Organism: Hypoxylon fragiforme
Lineage: Eukaryota; Fungi; Ascomycota; Sordariomycetes; Xylariales; Hypoxylaceae
Exons: 4
Coding region: 161-3394 (1077 amino acids)
Cellular component (GO): membrane
Molecular function (GO): ATP binding; ATP hydrolysis activity; ABC-type transporter activity
Source: RefSeq, a predicted model, not a curated record
AACCUUGAGGACCCUUUACGCUAUCUCGAAGCUUCGUGUCUUAUAUUCGUGGGGCCAAGGUUAAUGUACCAAUAUCUCACCGAACCACGUCCUUCUAUCAUCCAACCUCAACCCUGGCUCGCCUCCCUUCGCGAACGUCGAUAGCUCCAACAUCAAGGUGAUGCCUAUCAUGUCACCGUCCGGUCUGGGGCGCGUCGCUCUCGGCGCGCUUUCCUUAUCAUGCCUUGUCACUGCCCAGCAGAACUAUACCCAGGUUGAUAUGAUGCGGGCGCAGCUAGCUUUGAUGGGCGACCGACCAAGCGAUUGUCCACCAUGCUUCAACUGCCUCCUUCCGGCUUACGAAUGCGGUCAGUUCGCUGAGUGUAAUGAAUACAACGGGAAAUGCGAGUGUCCUCCAGGAUUCGGGGGAGACGACUGUCUGGAACCAACUUGUGGCUCUCUUGCUCGCGGUAACGAACGACCGAUAAGAAAAGGCGACACUUGCGAAUGUGACGAGGGCUGGACUGGAAUCAACUGCAAUGUCUGUACCCAGAACAACGCAUGCAAUGCGCUGAUGGAAACCGGCGAUGGUGGUGUCUGUUAUCAAAAUGGCGAGGUUGUACAAGAGAACCAUCAGAUGUGCGCUGUCACGAACGAGAAGAUCCUUUCCAUGCUCGAUGGCAAAAUACCUCAGGCAACCUUCACCUGCGGGAAGGAGACGGGUGUCUGCGAUUUUCAAUUUUGGAUUGACCGAGUCGAAUCUUUCUAUUGCCACCUCCAGGACUGCGAGUCCGGCGCAGACUUCACCUCAGACCGGAACAGCACUUCCUACGAAUGCCCCAAAGUGGAGUGUGGCUGCAUCAAAGAUCGCAUGCUUUGCGGAGCUGAAGGCUCUAUUGACUUGACGGAAUUUCUUAAGGAAUCUGUCAAAGGUCCCGCUACUUUUGACUGUCUACAGGAGCAUGGUGGCGUCAACGUCUGCAAAUUCAAAGAACCCUCGCUAGAUUGGAUGGUUAGGAACGUCUUCGGCGAUGAGAGCAUUGAAUUGGACUGUCGCUCCGGCGAAUGCCUUUACCAUACCCAAGUUCCUGGUUAUGAGCGCCCUGUCAAGAAAAUCAACACUCCAUUGAUUGCAAGUGUCAUUGCAGGAUGCUCCUUGUUCCUCGUCAUUGUCAUCUUGGGCAUUUGGUAUCUUUCCCACCGACAAUAUCGAUACGGCCCUAUUCAUCUGGACGACUCCGACGACGAAAACACGAAGCUCAUGAUUGACCACAAGCCGGCGACUUUGUAUUUUGAAAACAUCUCUUAUGGACUAAACGGCAAAGUGAUCUUGAAUGAUAUCAAGGGAAUUGCGCAUCCAGGGGAGAUUACGGCUAUCAUGGGUGCCUCUGGUGCGGGCAAGACAACCUUUUUGGAUAUUCUUGCCCGUAAGAACAAACGCGGUCAAGCCGUAGGUGACUUUUAUGUGAACGGAGAGAAGGUUACGGAUACCGAAUUCAAGAGUGUCGUGGGUUUUGUUGACCAGGAAGACACUAUGCUCCCGACUUUAACCGUUCACGAAACCAUCCUAACCAGCGCUCUCCUUCGCUUGCCACGGGGAAUGGGUCGCGCGGCCAAGGAGCAAAGAGCGUUCGAAGUUGAGAAGCAACUUGGUAUUUACCACAUACGCGAUUCUUUGAUUGGAUCUGAGGAAGGCAAAGGAAGAGGCAUCUCCGGGGGUGAGAAAAGACGUGUCGGUAUUGCUUGCGAACUUGUCACUAGCCCUUCUAUCCUCUUCUUGGACGAACCCACGAGUGGUCUGGACGCCUACAACGCAUUUAAUGUCAUUGAAUGUCUCGUGACGUUGGCAAAGACGUAUAAGCGAACCGUUAUUUUCACCAUUCACCAACCGCGCUCCAACAUUGUUGCCCUGUUUGAUCGUUUAAUCCUCCUUGCCCAGGGCAAGACGGUAUACUCUGGACCUUUCCCACAGUGCCAGGAAUACUUCGACCAGGCGGGAUACAGCUGCCCACCAGGUUUCAAUAUCGCGGACUACCUUGUUGACCUCACAAUGCAUGCCAGCUCAUCUAGUACCUUUGACGAUGGCUCUAUUGUUACUGAUCUCGCGAGCGUCGGUCCAAGCAGUACUAAAGCUGUGAAGUCUAUUGCGAGCGUCUCCCGAACCGCUAGCAUCGCCGAGGACAGCUCGACGGAACCAUCUUCAAGCAGGCCCAAGGGCAAGCGAAACGAUUCGAUCAAGGCUAGACAGGACCGUGAAUUGUUCACUAGACGGAAGAAUACUGCUGAUACCGCCGCAUCAUCUGACGUGGAUGAGGACGUUGGAUCGUAUAAGCUACGCAAACAACCCGCCGGUGUCAUUCCUCAAGUCGUUAUUGAAGAUGUCCAUGAUCUUCCCCCAUCGGCAGAAUCUAGCCUUGACGGCCUCGUUCGUACCUACGCAGAAUCUGAUAUCUCUGGGAACAUACACGACGAAAUCCAGCAGGCUAUUAUCGGUGCUCGGCAUGCCAACGGCCACAACGGAAAUGCGGCCGACUCACCAAAUGGCAACGAAAGCGCAAUUGGUCGCGGUUAUGCUCGUGUCGGUUAUCUGACCCAAUUCGUUAUCCUCUCUGGGAGAACGUGGAAGAACUUAUAUCGCAACCCGCUUCUGAUGCUAACUCACUACGCUAUUGCGAUAGUGCUUGCUGUUCUGUCGGGCUAUCUCUUUUACGGGCUUACUGAUGAUAUCCCUGGAUUCCAAAACCGCCUUGGCUUAUUCUUUUUCCUACUUGCUUUGUUUGGCUUCAGCACAUUGACCAGCUUGAAUGUCUUCGCCGCCGAACGGCUUUUAUUUGUCCGAGAGCGAGCCAACGGUUAUUAUUCUCCCAUCACGUACUUUGUGGCCAAAGUUCUUUUCGAUAUCCUCCCUCUUCGCAUCAUCCCGCCAAUCCUCAUGGGAGCCAUCAUCUAUCCCAUGACAGGCCUUAUCCCGGAUGCGUCGCACUUCUUCACUUUUAUGCUGGUCCUGGUUCUUUUCAACUUAGCUGCCGCAUCUAUUUGUUUAUUCAUCGGCAUCGUUUGCAAGGAUGGUAGUGUAGCAAACCUGAUUGGAAGUCUGGUCAUGCUUUUCUCUCUCCUGUUUGCCGGCCUCCUCCUUAACCACGACGCGAUUCCCAAGGCCGCACUCUGGUUACAGUCUCUGUCCAUCUUCCACUACGGUUUCGAAGCGCUCAUCGUCAACGAGGUCAUCAAGUUGACCCUGGUAGACAAGAAGUAUGGUCUAGAUAUUACGGUUCCCGGUGCCGCGAUCCUGAGCUCAUUUGGGUUCGACAAUGCCGCAAAAUGGGGGGACGUUAUCAACUUGGGCGUCUUCGCUGGGGUCUUCGUAGUGUUGGCCUAUGGUGCCAUGCAUUUCUUGCUGGUUGAGAAGCGAUGAGAUGUAUGUUGGAAGGAACUUGAAGAAGAAAUUAUGUAGAAUUAUAUGUUGGUAAAUGUCCCUGGUAUUGUUGGCCGAACUGGUGUCUCACGCAUUAUUGCAUUUUUAAAUCAGAUUUCUUGUUGUCUGCAUAAAGCUCAAAUCACUACUCUGAGCCGGAAUAUCUGAAGAAGAAUAUGGGACAUUUUGGGAUGGGCGUUACAAGGUUCAGUCAGGCACGUUUAUUAAUGUCGAUAUCAACCA